UCACAGCCCCUCACUGGCUCACACACAAUAGCAACUUGAGAUUUCCAAGGAGAUCGGUAUUACAGUACAUAAGAUGAGUGGAGGAGGGGAAGUGGUGUGUGUGACAGGAGCGUCGGGGUACAUAGCCUCAUGGCUGGUCAAGCUUUUACUCCAUCGCGGUUACACCGUCAAGGCCACCGCGCGCGACCUCAGUGAUCCAGCUAAGGUUAAACACUUAAAGGCGCUUGAAGGAGCUAAGGAAAGACUCCAACUAUUCCAAGCCAACUUAGUUGAAGAAGGAUCUUUUGAUGCUGCAGUUGACGGUUGUGACGGCGUCUUUCAUACUGCAUCUCCUGUCGUAUUUGAUAAUAUCAAUGAUCCCCAGGUGGAACUUAUACAACCUGCGGUUAAUGGAACACUCAAUGUUCUUAGAUCAUGCCUCAAAGUCCCGUCCAUCAAGCGAGUCGUGCUAACAUCUUCAAUCGCGGCAGUUUUUAGCAACAGAAAUGCGAAAACUAGUGAUGUUGUAAUUGAUGAAAGUUCUUAUUCAGAUCCAACAUUCUGCAAGGAAAUUGAGGUGUGUAUUGUUAUGUCAAAGACAUUGGCAGAGGAGGCUGCAUGGAAAUUUGCGGAACAAUAUGGUAUUGACUUGGUAGUGAUGAAUCCUGGACUAGUUAUUGGUCCUUGCCUACAACCAACUCUGAGCGUCAGUCUUAAGAUUUUUCUGGACUUCAUUACACAAGGGAAAUGCUCUUGCUCGAUUGAAGGAGGUUGCGUACUUGUUGACAUUAGAGAUGUCGCUUACGCACAUGUUCUAGCAUUCGAGAAUGCUUCGGCUAAAGGCAGAUACUGUUUAGUUGCAGAAACAUUGACUUUUUCCGACACCUCUAAUAUUUUACGUGAUCUUUACCCGACUCUCAAUCUUGUCAAGAGAUUAGGACAGAAUCAACCAACACUCAAAUGCUUCCAAGUAUCCAAAGAGAAGGCAAAAUCUUUAGGCAUAAAUUUCAUACCUAUGGAUCAAAGUUUCAAAGACAUUGUCGAACUUCUCAAAGAGAGAAAUUUGCUUGUUUGAUGAUCAUAUGAUCAGCUCAACAAUAUGCUGAAAAAAUAGAGAUUUGCAUGUAAUAAAUGCCAUUAUGAUUUUUUUUAAUAUCCUUAAAUUGCACAAUUUUAUUACCUUGUGAGUGAACAAGGUGGGUUGCUUGGAUGCUUAAUUCUAUUUAAGUUA
Messenger RNA from Sesamum indicum (sesame), 1210 nucleotides. The record is from RefSeq and is a predicted model, not a curated record. Lineage: Eukaryota; Viridiplantae; Streptophyta; Magnoliopsida; Lamiales; Pedaliaceae.